Phoenix dactylifera (date palm) is the source of this 1082-nucleotide messenger RNA. Lineage: Eukaryota; Viridiplantae; Streptophyta; Magnoliopsida; Arecales; Arecaceae. The record is from RefSeq and is a predicted model, not a curated record.
CCAGUUCUCCCAACCCCAGGAGAGAACAAGGGGAAGGAAAAGAGAGAGAAACCGAGAGAGCCCAAGGGUUUCGGUUCGGGGCGAGAAAUGAAGGAUCCCUUCGAGGCCGCCGUCGAGGAGCAAGAAUCUCCUCCGGAAUCGCCGAUCCCGCCGGAGGAGGAAGCCGGCGGCCCAUCGGCUGCGGCCGACGGCGACGAGGAGGAGGUCGAAGCGCGGUCGCAGCCCGCUGCCUCGGCACCCUUGUCCGCCGCUGCCGGCGGGGGGAGGGCGAAGGAGGAAGAUGAGGAGGAGGAGGAGGAGAACAUGGAGGAGCUCAGCAAGAUUCCCUCCGGCGGCGACCCCGACAAGCUGGCCAAGAUGCAGGCCAUUCUAUCCCAAUUCACGGAGGAGCAAAUGAGUCGUUACGAGUCAUUUCGGAGGUCUGGUUUUCAGAAAGCUAACAUGAAAAGGCUAUUAACAAGCAUCACUGGAACUCAAAAGAUUUCUGUACCCAUGACAAUCGUGGUGUCAGGAAUAGGAAAAAUGUUCGUUGGAGAGCUCGUGGAGACAGCUAGAAUAAUCAUGACAGAAAGAAAAGAGAGUGGGCCCAUCAGGCCUUGUCACAUCAGAGAAGCAUAUAGAAGAAUGAAGCUUGAAGGGAAGAUACCAAGGCGAUCGGUUCCAAGGCUCUUCCGGUAGAGGAGUUCAGAUUAUUAUUCGGUGGAUUUCGUAGGUUUUUGUCUAGUGAUGCCAGGCCAACAUUUUCUUGUGCAUGAUGGCUUCUGCUUAGCAAAUGCUGCAUCUUUGGUGGCAUUAGCGUAGAAAUGCAUGGUUUAUGCACUUUUGAUGAUUUCUACUUAUAGGUAUCUGCUGGAGUAAAAUGCAAGACCGAGUAUUAGUUGAAUGUUGUUUCAGGAAAUGUGAGGCUUAUCUUGAUGCAUCCUUCGUGGCUUGUGGGCUAGUUAAGAUGAAUCUUCCAUAAUGUUUUCAUUAGCAAUGAUUUCUUGUAGAGGCCAGUGAUUCAGUUCUCUUAUGUACUAAAAAUCUUCUCUUAAGUAAUCUUCUCUGACUGCAAGCUAGCAAUGUGCAUGGUUUCUAAUGUA